Molecule: messenger RNA, 1584 nt
Organism: Trichophyton rubrum CBS 118892
Lineage: Eukaryota; Fungi; Ascomycota; Eurotiomycetes; Onygenales; Arthrodermataceae
Product: rRNA (cytosine-C5-)-methyltransferase RCM1
Exons: 2
Coding region: 1-1584 (527 amino acids)
Biological process (GO): rRNA base methylation
Cellular component (GO): nucleolus
Molecular function (GO): methyltransferase activity
Source: RefSeq, a predicted model, not a curated record
AUGUCGCUUUACUUUGAGGCUGCGGCUGUUCUCAGUGGGCCGUUGCACGCGGGCUCGCUCAAGUCGAGAGUCUACACAGGAAAGUGGAAGUCUCCUCCAGCCCAGAUUUACGCUCUGAUAGUCGAGGUCGCAAAGUACAACGAGUGCAUCAAGGAGGUCAUAGACAAUGCAGGCAUCCUGGCGCAUGAAUCAAAGUUAACUCCCGUUCUAUCGCUUCUACUCGUCCAUGACUUUCUACUGUCCAAGAGAGGCAUUGCAGCCCCCUCGAAUCAUCCCCUUCGCCUGGCUGUAGAACGCCACAAGUCUCGCCUCAACUCUGAACUUACGAAGUUGCGAGUUCGUCGAGGAUGCGCCUCAAAGGAGGAAUUGAAGCAUAAGCUGGUGCAGGACCAGCAGGUGAUGAAGACAUUCUCGCCUAGAUGGAUACGAAUAAAUAACGUGUUGACGACAUUGGAUCGUGAGAUGAAAAGUACUUUCGCUGGCUAUGAGUCUGUGAGUUCCUUAUCUGAGCUUGCGGAAGCUAUAGCAGAUGAGAAGAAGUACUGCUUGGACGAACACAUACCAGACCUUAUGGCCAUCAGUCGUGACAUCGACAUCACUUCUUCAUAUGCAUAUAAAGAAGGAAGACUUAUAUUACAGGACAAAGCUUCUUGUUUCCCCGCCUACUUGCUACUUGGGGACCAUCCGGGGCGGUGGAAGGGAGAUCUUAUUGAUGGCUGUGCCGCUCCGGGAAACAAGACAACCCAUCUCGCUUCGUUACUCUCUUCUGCGCCAGAGAAGCAAAAGAGUAGGGUAUUUUCUCUAGAUGCGUCCCACUCGCGAUCAAAGAUCCUGCAGACAAUGGUGAAAAAGGCCGGGGCAAGUAACAUAGUGACAGUUUUACCUGGGCAGGACUUUCUGGCCCUUGACCCGACUGACACGCGAUUUCAGCAUGUCACUGCUCUCCUGCUUGAUCCAAGCUGUUCAGGUAGUGGGAUUACGAAGCGUGAAGACGUCCCGCAACUCGACCUGCCUAAGUCAAAGUCUGAACUCACGCUUGCUACUACGGCCGGCGGCAAGGGGUCGAAGAAUCGAAAAAGAAAACGAGAGAACCCAGCGGAUUCAUCUUCACCAGGUUCUCCUACAACAGAAGCAAAAGAAGAUGAGAGUGAACGGCUAGCUAAGCUUGCCAAUCUGCAGAGCCAGAUCGUGGAGCAUGCAUUUGUCUUCCCAGCGGCUACCCGGGUUACUUACAGCACCUGCUCCAUACACCACGAGGAGAACGAGGAUGUCGUCGCUCGUGUGCUAGCCUCAUCUAUCGCAAAAAGCCGUGGCUGGAGACUUGAGUUACGGUCAGAGCAGGCAAGGGGCCUUCGGAACUGGCAUCACCGCGGGAUUUUACCUGACGGUACCUCAGAAAGCCCACCCCAGUUGUCUCCCGAACAGGUAGAGGCUUGCAUUCGAUGUUGGCCUGCAGGGGAUGAAGGCACUGGGGGUUUUUUUGUAGCGAUCUUUGUGCGGGAAGAAAUUGAGGGCAAAGUAGGAGGUGAUGAAGACAACGACGAAGAAUAUGAUGAUGUCUGGGAGGGCUUCAGUUCUAGUUAG